Molecule: messenger RNA, 1473 nt
Organism: Capsicum annuum
Lineage: Eukaryota; Viridiplantae; Streptophyta; Magnoliopsida; Solanales; Solanaceae
Product: zinc finger MYM-type protein 1-like
Exons: 5
Coding region: 1-1473 (490 amino acids)
Molecular function (GO): protein dimerization activity
Source: RefSeq, a predicted model, not a curated record
AUGGUCAAAGGUAGCUCUUCAAUCAGGGGCGGAGCUACAGCUUGUGAAGGGUGGUCAGAUGAACACUCUUCGUCGAAAAAAAUUUUCAGUGUAAGUGCAGAUGCAGCUUAUUGUUUGCCUUGUUAUUUAUUUCAAGGCAAAAAUAUUCAUCAAGGUGGUGGUAAUACAUUUUUGACAAAGGGAUUUAGAAAUUGGCACAGAAAAGAUAGCUUUGCAACACAUAUUGGUCCUCCGAAUAGCAUUCAUAAUCAAUCAAAAAGAAAGUGUGAAGAUCUUAUAAGGGAAGAACAAUCUAUUGAGGCUGCAUUUUACAAGUUGGACGAGAAAAGUAAGAAUGAAUAUCGAGUUCGGUUAAAUGCUUCAAUCGGUAUGGUCCGAUUUCUUCUAAAUCAAGGUUUAGCACUUUGCGGUCAUGAUGAAAGUGAAUCAUCCUUGAACAAAGGUAAUUUUAUUGAAGCACUUUCUUGGCUUGCGGAUAGAUAUGAUGACAUUAAACCUUAUGUGUUAGAAAAAACUCCAAAAAAUAAUAAAAUGAUUUCUCAUGAUAUUCAAAAAGAUAUUGUGACUGCAUGUAAGAUUGAAACAAUCAAAGCUAUAAUAAAUGAUUUAGAUGGUGACUUCUUUACUUUGUUGGUUGAUGAAUCAAGAGACGUAUCACGCAAAGAGCAAAUGGCUAUUUGUUUACGAUAUGUUGAUAAAAGGGGAUUUGUGAUAGAAGCAUUUAUUGAACUUGUUCAUGUUAAAGAUACUAGUGCUUUAUCUUUAAAGAAAACAAUUGUGGAUGUACUUGCUCACCAUUCUUUAACUUUAGCUUAUGUACGAGGGAAAUGUUAUGAUGGGGAAAGCAAUAUUCAAGAUUCUCUUGUUGAAAAUGCAAGUACUUCGGAAGAAAAGGCUAGCGCAUCGGGAUUUCUCAGAAGUUGUCAAACUUUUGAGACUGUUUUCUUGUUGCAUUUGAUGACUGAUGUUUUAGGAAUCACAAAUGAUCUUAAUGUGUCAUUACAGAAAAAGGAACAGAAUAUUGCUAAUACCAUAAUUCUUCUACAAGAACUUAAUGACCGUUUUAAUAAGGUGACAAGUGAUUUGCUUAAUGGUGUAGCUUUCUUGAAUCCAAUUGAUACAUUUUCUAGUUUUGACAUCCAAAAGAUAUUGGUGAUGGCUAAACUAUUCUUCAAUUUAGGCGGACUUGGGGAACUUUCAAGAAAGUUGGUUGAGACAAAGAAGCACUUAACCUAUCCUCUUGUAUUUCUUUUAGUGAAGUUUGCUUUGCUUCUACCCGUUGCCACUGCAUCAGUUGAAAGAGCUUUUUCGGCAAUGAAGUAUAUCAAGAAUGAUUUGCGGAAUCGAAUGGAUGACGAAUUCUUAGAUGGUUGCAUAGUGCCUUAUGUAGAAAAAAGAGUAUUUAAGAAUAUUUCUAAUGAGUGUAUUAUAGAAACAUUUCAAGGGAUGAAGCGUCGCCGAAUGCACUUGUAA